GACAGUUUCCGGUGCCGAGCUGCCUCUUGUUGGCGCCGGUUGAACGAAGGUGUGCAAGAUGUGGUCUAUGGACUUUCUGGACGAUGUGCGGCGGAUGAACAAGAGGCAGCUGUACUAUCAAAUUUUAAACUUUGGUAUGAUUGUAUCCUCUGCACUGAUGAUCUGGAAAGGUCUCAUGGUGGUCACUGGCAGCGAGAGUCCUAUAGUUGUUGUUCUUAGUGGCAGCAUGGAGCCUGCAUUCCAUCGAGGAGACUUGCUUUUCUUGACCAAUCGUGUGGAUGAUCCUAUUAGAGUGGGUGAAAUAGUGGUUUUCAGAAUAGAAGGAAGAGAGAUACCAAUUGUACAUCGUGUUCUGAAAAUUCAUGAGAAGGAAAAUGGAAACAUCAAAUUCCUGACGAAGGGAGACAACAAUGCUGUGGAUGAUCGAGGGCUGUACAAGCAGGGACAGAACUGGCUGGAAAAGAAGGAUGUGGUGGGAAGGGCAAGAGGGUUUGUGCCCUAUAUAGGAAUUGUUACAAUUCUCAUGAACGACUACCCUAAAUUUAAGUAUGCAGUUUUGUUCCUGCUUGGACUGUUUGUCCUUGUACAUCGAGAAUAACAACCUGGCAUUCGGGAACAAUCUAUCAGCACAGAUUCAGUCUGUGGUUACCCAUCUGUAACUUGUCAGAGUGAGAUUUCUAAAAGGACAGAUCUCAUCUAGCAGUUUAAAAUUCUACAUAUGAAACCAGUAUUUUUUUCUUUUUCUUUUUUAUACAUGUGUAUAUGUGCUCACUUCUCAUUAAUGCAGAGAAAGAGAGAUUCAAAAAAAUUGGGCCCAAUCUCUGCCACGGUUUUUCUACCUCCGUGGCUUCAUACGGGUCAAUCCAUAAAUAUCUACUGCACUGUUUACAUUUUUUUUAUUUGUACUUUGAGUGGUAUUUUUUUAAUUAUAUUUAAUACCAAAGUCCCUCAUUGUUAAAAAAAAAAAAUAUGAAACCUGUCUACAUUUUAUUCGGAAGUGCCUAUCUAAGAAUUGUUGUGGUCUGCAGUGAUUAGGCUACAGUCGAAAAA
Messenger RNA from Nanorana parkeri, 1050 nucleotides. It is a transcript of the gene SEC11A, whose product is annotated as SEC11 homolog A, signal peptidase complex subunit. Lineage: Eukaryota; Metazoa; Chordata; Amphibia; Anura; Dicroglossidae. Gene Ontology annotation, cellular component: signal peptidase complex; membrane. The record is from RefSeq and is a predicted model, not a curated record. Bases 59 to 598 code for a protein of 179 amino acids. Gene Ontology annotation, molecular function: serine-type endopeptidase activity. The transcript has 6 exons.